Molecule: messenger RNA, 2527 nt
Organism: Numida meleagris (helmeted guineafowl)
Lineage: Eukaryota; Metazoa; Chordata; Aves; Galliformes; Numididae
Gene: CHMP1A
Product: charged multivesicular body protein 1A
Exons: 7
Coding region: 77-667 (196 amino acids)
Biological process (GO): protein transport; endosome transport via multivesicular body sorting pathway; late endosome to vacuole transport
Cellular component (GO): multivesicular body; ESCRT III complex
Source: RefSeq, a predicted model, not a curated record
UGGCGCGCUCACCCCGGAAGCGCCAUUGGAUGCACCCGGAAGCGGCGGCGAUACCCGGAAGCGGCGGCAAGGCAGAAUGGACGACACGCUCUUCCAGCUGAAGUUCACAGCGAAGCAGCUGGAGAAGCUUGCCAAAAAAGCUGAGAAGGACUCCAAGGCGGAGCAGGCCAAAGUCAAGAAGGCCCUUCAGCAGAAGAAUGUGGAGUGUGCUCGUGUCUACGCGGAGAAUGCCAUCCGCAAGAAGAAUGAGGGGCUGAACUGGCUCCGCAUGGCUUCCCGAGUGGAUGCAGUGGCCUCCAAGGUGCAGACAGCAGUGACAAUGAAGGGGGUCACGAAAAACAUGGCUCAGGUGACCAAGGCUUUGGACAAAGCUCUGAGCUCCAUGGACCUGCAGAAGGUGUCUGCAGUGAUGGAUAAGUUCGAGCAGCAGGUUCAGAAUUUGGAUGUUCAUACAUCGGUCAUGGAGGACUCCAUGAGCUCUGCUACCACACUGACCACGCCACAGGAGCAGGUGGACAGCCUCAUCGUGCAGAUCGCAGAGGAGAAUGGUUUGGAGAUCAUGGACCAGCUCAACCAGCUCCCCGAGGGUGCUUCAGCAGUAGGGGAGAGCUCGAUGCGCUCCCAGGAAGACCAGCUGUCACGGAGGUUGGCUGCCUUGCGGAAUUAGAUCUCCUGUCACCCCUGCGGACUGCUGCCAUGCUGGUUGUAUGGUGUAUGGGGACGGAGGGACUCAGGACCCCUUCCCCUCUGCCUUUACCACGUCCUUGCUCUGACCUGCUGGCUGGGCAGGGCUGGCUCCUCCUGCAGCAGCGUGUCCCCAGCCCUGUCCGCCUCCCCGCAGACUCUUCUUUUGGGGUGCAGUAGUGACCAGAGCAGGCAGAGAUCCCGACAGGGGGUGUGGAGCCAAGGACAGCCCUUCUCUGGGCUUGACGAGUACUUUGCCCAUUCUUAUUUUAGGGUGUUUUUCAUUUGAGGGUUGCUGCUGGCUUUUCGCAGUGUCCCGUGAUGCAGUGUGAUUUAACACUAAAUGAAUCUUUCUGGAGGUGGGUCGCGGUGUCUGUGGGGUGCUGGCUGCCUGCCUCCUCCCUGUGUAGCCCAUUUCUGUUGUUACCUGGCUUUGGGCUUCUGCGCCGUGGGCAGCGCUUCAGUGGGGACCUACAGCGAGCGUCUGUCCCCACAGAGCAGAGUUACAGCAGGUCGGGGGGGAGGCUGUGGUGUUUCUGGGGGGUUUGUGCCUUGCAGGAAGCAGCACUCUUGCCCAGCCGUCCCUGCUCGGUCCGUAGCCAUAUGUGGGUGCUCUGCUUGCAGGCUUCUCCUUGCACAUUCACCUCGUCAUGGCAGGCCAACCCCCCGUGCUUCUCUUGACCACAAAGUGACCUUUGAAACUCUCCUCCUGCCCUGCACAAGCCUGUGUGUGCGAAUCCGUGCAUCCACCACCUCCCACCACUACGGUUUUGCAACGAGCUCUCUGUGCCAUGACUUCCCAUGUGCCCUGGUCCGUGCCCGGUGCCCUGCAGCUGGGUGAGGAUUGCAGCUGCUCCCAGCCUUGGUGACCGCAGGCUUAUCCCGGCCUUCUGCUGCUGGGUGGGCGUGCUGGUGUAAAUGCCAAACUGCCCUGAGUGUGCAUCCUGCAGCCCUGUGCUGUGCCCGGCCCCUGGCUCUCCCUGCUGCCUCUGUUAUCCCCACCUUGCUGCAUCCUGUGUGUGCCUGAGCUGCUGCCUGCAUUGGGCUGAGUGAGAGGGAACGCGGCUGCUCGGAGCCUUCCCCUGGGCUGAGGUUUUCAGUGCCCUUUUCCCAUGACUCCCGGACACUGCCAAGGCGCUGGGUGGAUGGGAAGCUUACAGGAGGGAAAUGAAGUUUCCUUUGUCUCUCACAAAGCGGAAUUCCAGGCUGCCAUCAGUGGGCUGCAGCUGCCUGGCCCUGCAUUGCUGGAGCCGAGCCGUGCAGCAUGCAGCCAGCCCUGCUGCAGAGGGGCAGCUCUGCUUCAUCGGCUGUAAUGGGAACUUUCAGUCGUGUACAGCUGCAGUGGGAGUGGGGCCAUGGCUGCUGCAGCGGCCGCGUGGUGAGAGGGCAGGCGGCUCCAUCCCUUCUCCGAUGCUGGCUCCCGGCGCCGGGGUCACGGACACCGCAGCGCUUGUAACAAAAACAAUUCUCACUGCUUUGAUUAUUUUUUUUCUGAGUUCAAUGGCCUUGGCAGCACGUGGCUAGUGACCGAGAGAGCCUUCUUCCCUCUUGCGCCGCGGUGGGGACGCGGGGUGGUAACGGGGAGGCCAUGGGAGGUGCCUGCACCAUGGAGCAGCACUGCCGCUGGCUCCUGGCCCUGCGUGGGCACCGUGUGUGGGGCUGGGGGCCGGGACGUGACCCGGAAAGACCCUGCCCCUGGAGUCGCUCCCUCUUCCCAUGUGAUUUUUCUCUGUGUCUCGAUCUGUGGUGGUAUUUUUUUAAAGCUUGUCUCGUUUGCCUUUUAUCUUCUCCAAAACCCUGUUGAUUACCGAAUGCUGUUUUGAAUAAACACUCUGAACAUCCA